AUGACAAAUAUUAUACGAGAAAAAUUGAAACUUAUUGUUGGAUUACUUGUUCUACAAUUUUGUUUUGCAGGAUUUCACAUUGUCUCUAGACUUGCACUAAACAUUGGUGUUAGCAAAGUUGUUUAUGCUAUUUAUAGAAAUUUCAUUGCCUUGAUUUUGUUGACUCCAUUUGCUUACUUUUUAGAAAAGAAUCAAAGACCACCUCUUACAUUAUCUUUAUUGGUUCAAUUUUUUCUAUUGGCAUUAUUAGGAAUCACUGCAAAUGAAGGAUGUUACUUGUUGGGAAUGUAUUAUGCUUCUCCAACUUUAGCUUCUGCAAUGCAAAAUUCAGUUCUUGCCAUCACUUUUAUCUUUGCCUCAACUUUAAGACUUGAGGAAACCAACAUUGCAAGAAGAGAAGGAAUAGCAAAAGUUGUAGGAACCAUUUCAAGUAUAGGAGGUGCUAUUAUAAUUACUCUUUACAAAGGUCCUCCUCUUCUUCACUUGCAAAUGAACCAAAUACAAUUAGAUGAGUCUUCAACAAAAAAUAAAAAUUGGACAUGGGGUUGUAUAUUCUUGCUUGGACAUUGUUUAUCAUGGGCUGGUUGGAUAGUUUUUCAGGAUCCUGUUGUGAAGAAGUAUCCAGCUAAACUCACAAUGACUUCAUUUUCAUGUUUUUUUGGAUUGAUCCAAUUCUUGAUCAUAUCAAUCUUUACAGAAAAGGAUUUUGAAAAGUGGAAGAUACAAUCAGUAGAAGAGCUUUCUACCAUCCUAUAUGCUGGAAUUGUAGCAUCAGGGGUUAUGUUAUCUCUCCAAACAUGGUGUAUUCAAAAGGGUGGUCCUGUCUUUGUUGCUGUGUUCCAACCAUUACAAACUUUCCUAGUUAUUCUCAUGGCUGCACUUAUUCUUGGAGAUCACUUAUACUCUGGAGGGAUUAUUGGUGCUAUUUUCAUUGUUCUGGGUCUAUAUUUGGUUCUAUGGGGCAAAGCCAAUGAAAAUAAGGUGAUUGAACCAUCUAUAACAAGGCCGUUACUUGAUUCAGAUGAAGAGAAUAACAUUACUCACACACCUUCAAAAGACUUAUCUUAA
Molecule: messenger RNA, 1068 nt
Organism: Vicia villosa (hairy vetch)
Lineage: Eukaryota; Viridiplantae; Streptophyta; Magnoliopsida; Fabales; Fabaceae
Product: WAT1-related protein At3g18200-like
Exons: 7
Coding region: 1-1068 (355 amino acids)
Cellular component (GO): plasma membrane
Molecular function (GO): transmembrane transporter activity
Source: RefSeq, a predicted model, not a curated record